CUUCCACAUGGGCCAAAUCCGCUGUUUCUUUGGGCCGUUAACCCGUCGGUGGCGGCCCGGUCUUUUCUUGCAUUUUGGUCCCUAGAUUUUUUUUCCCCCUGACGGUAUUCCAUUUCCAUCCAGGUGAGGAGCCCAAGCGGCGGCGCGCGCGCGUGGCCGUGGCGGUGGCGGCCGGCGCCGGCGACUCGGCUCCUCAGAGCAGCCGCGCGGCGGCCUUCGAGAGACCAUCCACAUAGAGCGCGGCGGUCCCGGGAGGUGCCGCCGUCAGUGACCUGCCGGAGGAGCUCGCCGGGGCGGCCUCCAGCGCGGCGCCGCGGGCAGCCAGGCCGGGGGCGGGGCUGAGGCGCUGAGCGCCGGCAAGGGCGCGAGCAGGGGCGGGCAACCGGGCGUGGGCGGCCGGUGCAGCCAGGCAGGUGUGCAAGCCGCAUUCCGCGUCUCCGCAGGUAGCAUGUCACUGAUUACCUGGCCACUCCCUGCAUUGCAUGGAUUUUGCGCAGCCUCGGUGAAGUGCAGAGCUUGGUGGCUCCGCAGAGACGUCAAUCUCCCAUCAACAAGUCGUAUUUCUUGCACAGAGCCAUCAGAUGGUGGUUCUUGUGCCAUGGAGUUGGAGGUCCCAGACUGCAGUGAGCAAACGUACAGCUUGAAUGCUGCUGCUGCUGAGGAUGAGGACGAUGCUAAGGAAGAGGUUUUAGAGUGGAGCAAAUAUGAGCUUGAUGCCAUCUCGGCACUCUUUGACCGGCCAAUGCGCCAGAAGCCGCUGAAGCCACCAAACCCGGCGAGGCAGCGACCUCUCCCACUGCCACUGCCUCACAAGAGACGGCUGCCCAAUGCUCCUGCACCAAAGCAGCAUAUCAGGCUGGCAGCAAGGGCUGCACUUUCUUCACGCACCUCCUUCAGUGACCAGGUGUGCAAGAACCCAGAGGUCCUUAUUAGGAUCGCCCGGGAGAUUGGCGCGCUGCGACCGGAGUCGGAGGUGUCUGUUGUGCUCGACCGGUGGGCUCGGUUCCUCCGGAAAGGCUCCUUGUCAAUGACCAUCCGGGAGCUUGGGCACAUGGGGCUCCCGGAGAGGGCAUUGCAGACGCUGUGCUGGGCUCAGAGGCAGACUGCUGUGCCACUCUUCCCAGAUGACAGAAUUCUCGCUUCAACCAUUGAGGUUUUGGCACGCUUCGAUCAGCUGAAGAUGGAGGAUGCGCUUGAUCAGUGUGUCCCCUCGGCAAGCCGUGCUGUGCUUGAAGCCAUGGUGAGUGGGUUCAUCAGAGCAGGUAAAGUUGGCCUGGCACGCAAGCUCCUGGAGCUCACCAAGAUCAACAAGAGGACGCUGAGCCCGAGCGUCCACGUGAAGCUGAUGCUGGAGGCCGUCCGUACGCCUGAGGGCUACGGGCUCGCCGCCGCGCUGCUCGACGAGCUCGGCGAGAGGCCGGAGCUGCACCUGCGGCAGCAGGACUGCACGGCCGUGAUGAAGGUGUGCGUGAAGCUCCGGCGGUACGCCGCGGUGGAGAGCCUGUUCAGCUGGUUCGGGGAGUCCGGCGGGAGCCCCACGGUGGUGAUGUACACGACGGUGAUCCACAGCCGCUGCCGCGGCGGCCGGCACCGGGAGGCGCUGGCCCUGGCGUGGGAGAUGGAGCAGGACGGCAGCUGCCUCCUCGACCUGCCGGCGUACCGGGUGCUGGUGAAGCUGUGCGCGGCGUUGCGUGACCCCGAGAGGGGCCUCCGGUACUUGGCGAGGAUGAAGGAGGCCGGGUUCGUUCCGACGAGCGACAUGUACGGCGAGCUGAUCGGAGCCUGCGCGGCGGAGGGGAGGAUGGCCAGGUGCCGGAAGCUGGUGAGGGAGGCGGAGCUGGCUGGCGUGAAGCUGGAAAGGAGGCUGCUUUCGCGCUUGUCUGAGAUGGGAGUUGAGAGCUCUUACUUCUGAAACUUGAAACUUGCUAGACAUCUGACAAACAUGGACAAUUGGAUGUUAGAAAGAAAUUUUGAACUGUAAAACAUAAUCCCCACUAUGAAUAUAUUGAAUAUAUUCCUUUUGUUGUUGGCUUCUCGCCC
Molecule: messenger RNA, 2040 nt
Organism: Oryza brachyantha (malo sina)
Lineage: Eukaryota; Viridiplantae; Streptophyta; Magnoliopsida; Poales; Poaceae
Product: pentatricopeptide repeat-containing protein At2g01860
Exons: 2
Coding region: 449-1912 (487 amino acids)
Molecular function (GO): protein binding
Source: RefSeq, a predicted model, not a curated record